CCCGCCCCUCCAUCCUGCCGGACCUCUUCAUUUGCAGAGAAGACCAUUCCCCUUAGCCAAUCACUCGCCCUCAAUCCCAGUCCUGGGGAUGUGUGAUUGGCAGAAGUGGAAGAGCUCUUGCCCCCUCCCACCUCAGCAAAUUCUAUUGGCGGAUGUAGGGAAGACGCCCCCCUGACUUGGGUGCUCUAAAUUGAAGACACAAGGAGACGCCCCCUAACCCGGAACUCCGAUUGGCCACAGGCAUGACCACGGGCCGCCCCUCCCCUCACUGAGGAAGGUAAAUAAGAUCUUCCAAGAACUUUGUAGUCGCCCCUCCUCAACAACAGCGUUAGGGGGUGUGGCUAGCACCGAGGGGGCGGGGCUAGGCAAAGAUCGCCCAACGCGGCGGCGAAACAAGACCCGGCCGCGAGUUGGGGAUAGGGUUCCCCGUUCGGGGCGGGGCUUGGGGACUCCGGCUUUCCCGCCGACGGUUGGCCACGUCACGUGACAUGGGUUGGAAGAUGGCGUCUCCCACAGACGGGACAGAUCUGGAAGCAUCUUUGCUAAGUUUUGAAAAACUUGACCGUGCCUCACCAGACCUUUGGCCUGAACAAUUACCAGGUGUUGCUGAAUUUGCAGCUUCCUUCAAAAGCCCUAUUACUAGCUCUCCACCUAAAUGGAUGGCUGAAAUAGAACGUGACGAUAUCGACAUGUUGAAAGAACUGGGCAGUCUCACCACGGCUAAUUUGAUGGAGAAGGUACGAGGCCUGCAGAACCUGGCCUAUCAGCUGGGUCUGGAUGAGUCCAACAAGUUUGUCUUGGAAGAAGUACAACCAGAAUGCUCCUUGGAAGCAAGGAUGGCAAGACUAUAUCUCACAUACUUUGGACAUGUUGUCAGGAGGGAUCAAUCCCUGGAGAAGGACAUCAUGCUUGACAAAGUAGAGGGUCAGCAAAAAAAAAGAAGACACUCAACGAGAUGGAUUGACGCAGUGGCUGCAACAAUGGGCUCAAGCAUAGCAACAAUUGUGAGGAUGGUGUGGGACUGGGCAGUGUUUCAUUCUGCUGUGCAUAGGUCGCUAUGAGUUGGAACCAACUCGAUGGCACGUAACAACAACAACAACUUCCCCAAACCUUGAUAAAACAGGAAAAGAAUUUCUUUUUUUAAGGAUUUUUGUUUUCUUUUUUGAUUUUAUUCUGCUUUAGGUGAAAGUUUACAGCACAAAUUAGUUUCUCGUUCAAUAAUUUACACACAAAUUGUUUUGUGACAUUGGUUGCCAUCCCUGCAAUGUGUCUGCACUCUCCCACUUUCCACUCCGAGUUCUCCAUGUACAUUCGUCCAGUUUUCCUGUCCCUUCCUGCCUUUUCCCUUUGUUUUUGGGCAAGUGUUGCUCAUUUGGCCUAGUAUUCUUGACUGAACUAGGAAACACAUUACUCACAUGUGUUAUCAUUUGUUUUAUAGUCCUGUCUAAUCUUUGACUUAAAGGUGGACCUUGGGAGUGGCUUCAGUUCUGAGUUAGCAGGGUGUCCAGCGGCCAUAGUCUUAGGGGUCCCUUCAGUCUCUGUCAGACCAGUAAGUCUGAUCUUUUUUUAUGAAUUUGAAUUUUUUUCUACACUUUUCUCCUGCUUUGUCCGGGACCCUCUAUUGUGAUCCCUGUCAGAGUGACUGGUGGUGGUAGCAGCAGGGCAUCAUCUAACUCUUCGGGGCUCAGGCUGGUGGAAGCUGUGGUAAUUAUGGUCCAUUAGUCCUUUGAACUAAUAUUUUCCUGUGUCUUUGCUCUGGACAUCUGUAGGACCAAUAGAUGUAUCUUAGAUAGCUGUCCGCAAGCUUUUAAGACCCGAGACACCACUCAUUAAAGUAGGAUGUAGAACACUUUCUUUUUGAAGGACAUAAAUUUCCAGUCUGAGAGAUCCUGCCAAGUGCCAGCAAAAUAGAUGAAAAUACACCUAUACUGAAAGGCACAUCAUUGUGAAAUCUCUGAACUCUGGGGAAAAAGAGAAGAUUCUUCGAACUUCCAGAAAAAACAGACAAAAAAUAGGCCUUUUACAAAGAAUUGGGAAUCAAAAUGUCUUCAAUAUCGACGAUAUUGGAGCAAUGCCUUCAAAAUUCUGAGGGAAAAUUAUUUCUAACCUAGAAUGCCAAAUCAAGUGAGAAGAUGAAUACAUUUUAGACAUGGAAGAUCUGAAAAAAAUUGUCCUUUCAUGAACUCUUAGGAACUAUUGGAAGCCAUGCUCCAUCCAAAGGAGGGAAUAAACCAAGAAAAAAGGUGAAAUGAGAUACAGAAAACAAGGGUUUCCCAGGAUGAUAAUGAGGGGGAUCCCAGGAUGAUUGCUGUGUGGCAGGCAGAGGACAACCAGACCAGAUUUCAGACUUCUUCAAGAAGAUUAAAUUGGUAAAUUUGCAUGUCAAUAUGUUGAGAUUUAGGCAGCAGGUAAGCAUAGAAUCUGUGGUUGAAUUAGAAAUGAGUACAUAGAAAAUGAAGCAAACUAAAAAAAUCCAUAGAAAACAAAAGAAAAAAAUGCAAGAAAGGAAAAGUAAUCAUAGUACAUGGCUUAGCUGUGACUAGCAUUUGUAUGUGUACCGUCAUGCGCUGCAUAACAUCCAUUGGGACAACAUCUGACUGCAUAUAUGUCUGUGGUCCCAGAAGGUUAUAAUAGAGUUCAGAAAUCCCUAUCAGAGAAUACAAUGUAGUGGACCUAAGUGGACCUAACUAGAUUUAACGAACACAACAGCUUCCUGUGUGUAACACGUGCAUCUCAUAUCUCUUAUAUACAAACCUACUUCACCUAUACAUUACCUUGCCAGAUACAUUAGCAGAAAUACAGUACUAUGUGUGUACGGACUCUUGGCUGUUUAGUCAACACGGGUAACCUACAGUCUCCCAUAUAGCUUUGGUAAGUAUGUAAUUUUUUUUUUUAAGUAUAUAAUAUGGUAUUCACACAGCAUACAAAUCAUAUAAUGUCCUAUUUCACUGAAUGUAUUAUGGAUGUUAAGCGACAUAUGACUGUAAUCAUGAUAAUGUACAAACUGACCAAUGAUCUAAGUAAAGUUACCGUAUUUAACUCUGAGAGGCUAGGAGAUGGGAUGCUUGCACAUGUAUUGUGGGCACAUAUGGUAGGGGUAGAAAAAAGAGCUAAAUCAUCAUUUUCUGUAUGGGGGAAGUCAAUAAAUAAUGCCUCAAAUUGAAAAACCAAGAAGUAGCAAUAUAGGCAUAUUUAGUUAUUUAGAGACAUAGAGGUAAUAUAAAAUAACCAUUUUAUAUUGAUUUAGGCCCCUGUUGAAAUAUGUACAUAUAUACCUUUAGUUUAAAAAAAAAUGUUAAAAAGAGGAGAAAUGGGUAAAAAGAAAGACAGAAACUGUAUAUUAUAGCAUAUAGAGAGAUGGCUAAAUAACAUUUAAUAGGAAAAUGAAUAGAAACCAAAACAGCAUGUAUGAACAGGCGGAUUUGUUUAUGUGGAGGGAAGAUAAUCACUUUGAACUGAAAUGUGGUUGCUUACAUAUUUUCAGUUUUUGUGUUAUAAACUUCUAUGUGCUCAAACUUACUUCAAUCCAAAAUAAAUAAAUCAAUUUUUCUGUGUUGAAAGCAACUGUAUUUGCAUCCCAUGAUGGGAAAGAGAACCCAAGACUCAUGCCAUUAGCAAUGUGUUGGUGACACAGUUUGAUAAAGGAAUUUUACUCCUUCCUGUCUUUCCUUCUUUGAAUUAUAAAUGAUACUUUAUUGAGUAUUUAGUUGGGUUGCAAUUCAGUUAGGAAAAAAAAUUCUGUGCUAAUUUUCAUUAUUAGGGUCCGCUAAAUAUUGACCUCUAGUCAACUUGAUGGCAGUGGGUUGGUGGGUAGUACUGGGUAGGUUUUAAUGGGUAGAAUUUCACUUUUUAACAUGGCAUUGAAUUGUACAUUUAGCACUCGGUCUGGGUGAUCUCUCUGGGGACAGUGGAAUUGAUGGCUCCUCUUUCUGCCGGUCCCGGGUGGCUUGUGUGGAUAGCAGGUGUUGCUGGAAUGGUACAAUGCAUUCAGGAGUCAUAGUGCAAAUCUGAUCAAGGCGUAUAUUCCCAAAACCACUCAGUCUAGUGUCUCUCCUGGGGAAGAGGCCAACAUUGGCCUCCUAUGCUUUAAAAAUAAAAAAAAGAAAAGAAAAACUAAUUACCAACCUAAAGCAAAUGUCAUUCAACUCAAGUCCCUGAAGGAUAAAGGCGUAGGUGACAAAUGUUCCUGAGGAGAGGGUUGAGCUGUCACUUGUCUUCUUAAUGGAUCGCCUGUUUGGCUAUAGAAUCACAUGCUAUUUCUCCUUAUUGUGUGUUUUAUCUGAAGAAAUAUUGAAUAUCUGCAAGCCCAAAAGAAUUGUACAAUUUUUAUAAACCCAUUGACUUUGAACAGAAUGUUAAUGCCAAGGCAGAUGAUAAGGGGUUACUUUCAUUGCUCUUAAAGCAUUCAGGGAACAGCUGUUUAUUGACUUAGUUGUUCCUAAUACUUCACCUAUUUUCCUUACUUUUGAUUACACUUGUUACAGCCCAUUUUGUCUGCAUUGAACUGUAGGCAUUGAUCUAAGUCCUGUUCCAGAGAGCAGAGCUAAGAACAAUGGGAAAAAGUUAGAGAGGUGUUUUUUGUUUUUGUUUUUUUUGACAGUGUCAGUGAAGAAGUUUUUAAAUGUCCAGAAAUUAAAGUUUCUCAAAAAGUACCAAAUUCCUCAUCACUGAGAAUGCUCAGGCAGACCUGUACAAUUGGCUUUGAAAUGUUACUAGAUGGUUACUUGGGAUUAGGUAGGAGCUUCAGUUAAGGAUUCUAUUCUUUUCACUUUCAACAGAAGAUAUAUUUACAAAACGAACAGCUAAUGUAUGUGUUAAAUUGUUCCAUUUUCAUACUAUUUGUGUUUAUUCCUAACCUUUUACUCCUCUCCUUUGUAACAGUUAUUUUUUUACUAGUCGCCAUAACAAUGCUUUUAGUAAAUAUUCUGAUAGAGAAUUAACUAGUGUUUUAAAAAAUCUUUUAGAGUAGAAGGAACUAUGCUUAAUCUGAAGCCUGAAUGACUUGGAUUAGAUAAUAGUAAGAAUUUCUAGAAGGGGAUGUUAAAUUUGGAUUAAAAAAAAAAAUCUGAAGCCUGAAUGACUUGGAUUAGAUAAUAGUAAGAAUUUCUAGAGGGGUAUGUUAAAUUUGGAUUAAAAAAAAAAUCUGAAGUCUGAAUGACUUGGAUUAGAUAAUAGUAAGAAUUUCUAGAGGGGGGUGUUAAAUUUGGAUGGAAGUAUGAAAUUCUCUAUUUUAAAGGCCUUUGAAAGUAAAAUAGAUUUUCAUUCUGGGAUGUCCCGUUGACCGUGAGCCUUUACCUCAGCGAGUUUUUAGUGACUUUUUUUUUUCUUUCUAUAGUGAUUUCUUUUCUCACAUCCCCAAUCCAAUUUUUCUUCUCUUUCAAGAGAAAAAUCCCUAUUUUACUAGGAAUAUCAAUACCAUCUUUAAUGAACCUUUUUCUCUGCAUUUCUCUUAAUAUCUAAGUCCUUUGUCCUCAUUUUCUUACCGAUUUUCCCAAUUCCAAGAAGUAAAGUGUCCUUCUUCUCAAAGGAUUAUUCCCCUUUUCUUUGUAUUCUGAUUUCUAGUUUUUGGUGACAUCUAAGGAACCCUCAACCUUAUUUCCUGUUUCUCCAGCAUCAUAAGCCUGUCCCUCUUCCGAUAUCCACUUGAACAUUUCCAGUGGUAGGGAGUUUAUUUUCAGUGCUAGACAAUUAGAAUUAUCCCAAUAGAAUUCUACCUUCUUUGCUACUUCUCUUUAAUUUAAAGCCACAGUUGUUUCUUUUGAAGUCAGUAGCAACACAGAAAACAAUUUUCUUUCACACAUAAAUAGUUCAAUGUAUUUGAAGAAGUCUAUCACAGUGCCCCCUUUAAAAUUCAUUCAUGUAACCAAUCAUGUAAUUCAUUUGUUUCACAGUGAUUAAUUGAGUUUAUAUUAUGCCCCAGACAUAUAAGUUCUAAGGUUCCAAAGAUAAACAAGAUGUCUUUGAGUAACUCAUCAUCCAGUGACAGAUGAUUGUAGUUCAGUGUAAAAGAAGUUUGUAAGAGGUUCGUGGCAGGCGUGAAGGGACGGGGAGCAUAAUCAACUCUGCCUGAGUAAGGGUAUCAGGAAAAGCUUCAAAGAGAAAACUCUUGAAGCUGGAUAUUGAAGAGUACAUAAAAAUUUGCCAGAUGAACAUGAAGCAGUGUAAGGAUAAAAAAGAAGGGAGGAAUGAUGAGCCAGUAUAAAGAAUUAAAAUGACAUAUACAGGCACAGAAGUAUGAAGUCACAUGGUACAUUUGGGGAAAUGUUAGUUGUUCCUCAGUAGCUGGUACCUGUGUGAGAAUAGCAGGAGAUGAAGUCAUCCACUAGAUGCAAGCUCCAUGAGUGUCAGGACCUUGACUGGCUCAUUCUGUCAGUGGAUCCUCUUUCUGCCAGUCACAUUGCCUAGCUUAUCGGAGAUACCUGAUGAAUGAAGAAAUAAGAGGUAGGCAAGGAGCAGAUCUAGAAGGGCCUUGUAAACCAUGAAAAGGGAUUGAACAUUAUUCCGAAGAUUAGUCAAGACCCAGCUCAAGCUUAAAUGCUAUCUGUGAAGACUUCCUCAAGUUUUCUGGUUCAUGGUAGUACCCUUUCCAUAACUCCUAUAGCACUUUUUUUUUUAACCUCCGUUAUGGUAAAUUAUACUUUAUCUUAACGAUUAUUUAAAUGUUUUGGCCUACUGUAAACAUUCUUAGAAUAUCUUCUAUACAGUCUAAGUAUAGCCCGUGAAGGAGGGAUCAAAAUUUUAUUUUGCCUUAAUUAUGCCUUUAUUAUGCCUUAAUAAGUUCUUGUAAAGGUAGAUGAACAGGUUAUAAAACCUCUUGAAACCCCUCUUAGCAGCAUAUUCAUAAGAUUUUUAGAGGUUGCCCCAAUAAUUACAAUAAUAGCUUGAAAUUUCAUCAUACCUCUCAAAUAGGACUUUCAUUACACUAGAAAGCUUCUUGCUGCCCUCUUGUGAAAAGCUAAGUAAUAUUCCCAAUUAACAUGCUCAGAAAAGUGAUUUUCAUGUAAAGUCUACAAAGAGUUUUUUUUUCCAAAUUCUUAGGACUUUUAUAUCUUUUACAGAUUCUCAAACCUAAUUACUAAUAGUCAUUUCCGUUUUUGGUGUAUACCUGAGAUGAAUAUGAAAUAUUAAUUUAUUUCAUUACCUGCCAGGAUUUAUACUACUGCAUUUUGCCAAAUUACCCCCUAAAAGCAAAACAAAAUAAAAAAUAAUUAUUGGUGAAGUUAACUCUACAAUAUCCUAUUUAAUUUUUAGAAGUUACUUUGGAGUUUAAAUAUUCCGUUUUCUCUCUAAUCAAAAACAGAAGAUGUUGAAAAGUUAUAGAAAGUUACUUUAAUUGAGUUUGAUGUGUGAUAAUAUAAGAACUCACCUGGGGCUGGUAGAAAUUCAGGUUCUGAGUAGCCAGAGGGGAGAGUCCUUGUUAAAUACCCAGGGCCUUCAGUAGACACCAGAAGGUUUAUACCUUAGUAGCAAGACUACUAAACUGCGCUUACUAUAAAUUUGGUCCAUGAGAUAAUCUCUGACCGGAGAAAAAGUAGUUCUGGGUAGAAUGUGUCAGUGUUGAAGUAGCACUUUUUAUAGCAUAUUACUAGUGUAUUCAGGGAUGAAAAAGACCUUAACAACAACAACAAAAAACUGUAUUUGAUACACCAGAAACAAUUAGAAAAAAAAAUUUUUUUUAAGGUUCUUGUUAUAGUAACAAGAAUAUAAAAUACUUAAUAAAUCUAACCAAAAAUUUUAUACAAUUUUUAUGGAGAAAAUUAUAAAACUUUAUUGAGAGACAUUUCUUAUUGUUACUAGGUGCCAUUGAGUCGGUUCUGACCCAUAGCAACCCUAAGUACAACCGAACGAAACACUGCCAGGUCCUGCACCAUUCUCACAAUCAUUGUUAUUUGAGCCCAUUGUUCUAGCCACUGUGUGGAUCUAUCUUGUUGAGGGUCUUCCUCUUUUUUGCUGACCCUCUACUCUACCAAGCAUGAUGUCCUUCUCCAGGGACUGAUCCCUCCUGAUAACAUGUCCAAAGUAUGUGAGAUGUAGUCUUGUCAUCCUGGCUUCUAAGAAACAUUCUGGUUGUACUUCUUCCAAGACAGAUUUGUUUGUUCUUUUGGCAGUUCAUGGUAUAUUUAGUAUUCUUCACCAGUACCACAUUUCAAAGGCAUCGGUUCUUCUUUGUCUUCCAUAUUCAUCAUUCAUUUUUCAUAUGCAUAUGAAGUGAUUUGAAAACAUCAUGGCUUGGGUCAGGCGCAUUUUAGUCUUCAAGGUGACAUCUUUGCUUUUCAACUCUUUAAAGAGGUCUUUUACAGCAGAUUUGCCCAAUCUGUACAUCUGUUGAUUUCUUGACUGCUGCUUCUGAGAGUGUUGAUUGUGAAUCCAAGUAACAUGAAAUCCUUGACAACUUCGACCUUUUCUCUGUUUAUCAUGAUGUUGCUUAUUGGUCUAGUUGUGAGGGUUUUUGUUUUCUUUAUGUUGAGGUAUAAUCCAUCCUGAAAGCUGUGGUCUUUGAUCUUCAUCAGUAAGUGCUUCCAGUCCUCUUCACUUUUAGCAAGCAAGUUUGUGUCAUCUGCAUAAUGCAGGUUGUUAAUGUCCAGCUUCUUGGAUUAUUUGCUCAGCGUACAGAUUGAGUAAGUAUGGUGAAAGGAUACAACCCUGACAUACACAUUUUCUGACCUCUAACCACCCAAUAUCCCCUUGUUCUGUUUGAACAAGGCCUCUUGAUCUAUGUACAGGCUCCUCAUGAGCACAAUUAAGUGUUCUGGAAUUCCCAUUCUUUGCAAUGUUAUCCAUAACUUGUUAUGAUCUACACAGUCAAAUGCCUUUGCAUAGUCAAUAAAACACAGGUAAACAUCUUUCUGGUAUUCUCUGCUUUAAACCAGGAUCAUCUGACAUCAGCGGUGAUAUUCCUGGUUCCACGUCCUCUUCUGCAUCUGGCUUGAAUUUCUGGCAGUUUUCUGUCGAUGUACUGCCGCAUCCACUUCUGAAUGAUCUUCAGCAGAAUUUACUUGUGUGUGAUAUUAAUGAUAUUGUUCAAUAAUUUCCGCAUUUGGUGGAUCACCUUUCUUGGGGAUAGGCAUAAAUAUGGCUCUCUUGCAGUCAGUUGGCCAAGUAGCUGUCUUCCAGAUUUCCUGGCAUAGACAAGUGAGCACUUCCAGCGCUGCAUCCAUUUGUUCAAACAUUUCAAUUGGUAUUCCAUCAAUUCCUGGAGCCUUGCUUUUCACUAAUGCCUUCAGUGCAGCUUUGACCUCUUCCUUCAGUACCAUCUGUUCCUGAUCAUAUGCUACCUCCUGAAAUGGUUGAACAUCGACCAAUUCUUUUUGGUAUAGUGACUCUGUAUAUUCCUUCCAUCUUCUUUUUAUGCUUCCUGCAUCAUUUAGUAUUUUCCCCAUAGAAUCAUUCACUAUUGCCAACUCAAGGCUUGAAUUUUUUCUUCAGUUCUUUCAGCUUGAGAAAUCCUCAGCAUGUUCUUCCCUUUAGGUUUUCUAACUGCAGGUCUUUGCACAUGUCAUUGUAACACUUUGUCUUCUCAAGCCGCUUUUUGAAAUCUUCUGUCCAGCUGUUUUACUUCAGCAUUUCUUCGGUUUGCUUUAGCUGCUCAACUUUCAAGAGCAGCUUUCAGAGUCUCCUCUGACAUCCAUUUUGGUCUUUCCUUUCUUUCCUGUCUUUUUAAUGACCUCUUGCUUUCUUCAUGUAUGAUGUCCUUGAUGUCACUCCACAACUCUUCUGGUCUUUGAUCAUUAGUGUACAACGUGGCAAAUCUGUUCUUGAGAUGGUCUCUAAAUUCAGGUGGGAUAUACUCAAGGUCAUACUUUGGCUGUCAUGGACUUUUUCUAAUUUUCUUCAGCUUCAGCUUGAACCUGUGUAUGACCAAUUGAUGAUUUGUUCCUCAGUCAGCCCCUAGACUUGUUCUGACUGAUGAUACUGAGUUUUUCCAUCAUCUCUUUCCACAGAUGUAGUCGAUUUGAUUCCUGUGUAUUCCAUCUGGCAAGGUCCACGUGUAUAGUCACCAUUUGUGUUGUUGAUAAAAGAUAUUUGCAAUGGAGAAGUCGUUAGUCUGGCAAAAUUCUAUCAUGUGAUCUCCAUCGUCGUUUCGAUUACCAAGGUCAUGUUUCCUAACUGCUGAUCCUUCUUUGUUUCCAACUUUCACAUUCCAAUUCACCAGUGAAUUAUGAAUACAUCUUGAUUGCAUGUUUGAUCAAUUUCAGAGUGCAGAAGUUGAUAAAAAUCUUCAAUUUCUUCAUUUUUGGCCUUAGUGGUUGGUGCAUAAAUAUGAAUAAUAGUCAUUAACUGGUCUUCCUUGUAGGCACAUGGUUAUUGUCGUAUCACUGACAACGUUGUACUUCAGGAUAGAUCUUGAAAUGGCUUUUUGAAGGAUGAACGCAACUCCAUUCCUCUUCAAGUUGUCAUUCCUGUCAUAGUAGACAAUAUGAUUAUCUGAUUCAAAAUGGCCAGUAACAGUCCAUUGCAGCUUACUAAUACGCAGGAUAUCAAUGUUUAUGCAUUGCAUUUCACUUUUGACAAUUUCCAAUUUUCCUAGAUUCAUACUUUGUACAUUCUAGAUUCUGAUUAUUAGUGGAUGUUUGCAGCUGUUUCUUCUCAUUUUGAGUUGUGCCACAUCAGCAAAUGAAGGUCCUGAAAUCUUGACUCCAUCCACAUCAUUAAGGUCGACUGUACCUUGAGGAGGCAGCACUUCCCCAGUCAUUUUUUGAGUGCCUUCCAACCUAAGGGGCUCAUCUUCCAGCUCUGUAUCAGACAGUGUUCCACUGCUAUUUAUAAGGUUUUCACAGGCUAAUUCUUUUCAGAAAUAGACCGCCAAGUCCUUCUUCCUAGUCUGUCUUAGUCUGGAAGCUCAGCUGAAACCUGCCUACCACAGGCAACCCUGCAGGUAUUUGAAUACCAGUGGCAUAGCUUCCAAUAUCACAGCAACACGCAAGCCCCCACAGUACAACAAACUGGCAGAUGCAUGGGGGACAGACAUUUAAGAAAACCUAAAUAAAUGUCAUGGACCAGAAGGGAAACAAAAGCCAUUAUAUUAAAAAAAAAAAAAAAAGUCAUCUAAAACCUGUUGUUGUGAGCCAACUCUAAAUUUACAUAGACCUGGAAAUUAGAACAUUAAUUUAGAACAAUUGUAUGUUUCUCUUUUAAUUCUUAAAGUAAACUUAGCUCACAUUUCUUAGGAAAUUUACCCCUGGGACAUUCGAAAUACUAAAUGCUGUUUCUCCUCCCUCGGAAGCUCUGUCCAUGUCCUUAGCCCUCUUCUUUGCUGCUGUGCAUUCCUCUGUUCAGCCAAUAUCAUAUUGUAUUAUCUCUAGUCUGUGAGCUCCUUGAGGUCAGGGACCAUGGGGAGAUAGCUAUAGUUGAGUGGUUAAGAGUACAGACUUGGAGGUGAGGCCAUGUGAGUAAUAGUCCUGCCUAUUAGCUGUAUAAUCUUGAGCAAGUUAUAUAACUUCUCCAUGCUUCAUUCCUUCAUUUAUAAAAUAAGAAUAAUAAGUGGUACCUAUUCAUAGGGUGUUUUGAGGAUUUUAAAUGAUGCUAAUAUAGUUUGAACAGUAUCCAUCAUGUAGUCACUACUUCGAAGUGUUAGUGAUUGUGGUUUUUAACCACUGAGUAGCACAAACAUUUCACUGGGUGAAAUGGUUUCAGAAGUAGACUGCCAGGUCCUUCUUCCUAGUCUUAGUCUGGAAGCUCAGCUGAAACCUGUCCACCAUUCUGAUCAAUGUGUAAUAAGCACAUUAACAUGGUGCUUUCAGUCACGUGGAACUUUGAACUGAAGAAGUUACGUUAUCUGAUGUAUAGAACAGGGUACAACUUGUUUUGAGUAAGAAGUCAGAGGCAUAAUGUUAAACCAUCACCAAGUAAAGGUGGCAUUUACUGGAACAAAUGAGAACGUUGCCUAAAGAAUGUGGUUAGAUCAGAAAAUGAUUCUAUUCAAGUAGUCACACAGGACUGAAGAGCAAUCAACUAGCUACGGACACUGUGAGACAUCGUUAUACCAUAGGAAUAACUGUGUUGAUGUUGACUUGUUUAGUGGUUUUCUCAAUCUUUUAAUCUCUUCAAACUGAAUGCAAGGAAGUUGAGAACUACUAAUCUUUAUUAUAAUUGUGUUCAAUAAAUGCAUAUUGGAUGAACCAUUUUGAAAAAAGAAACUUAGCUGUCAAUGUUAUUCCUCUUGGUAUCUUCAGAGUACAGCACAAUGGGGAGUACAUAGAAGGUCUUACAGUGAAAUGCUUUUUCUGUAAAUGAACUCAUCUCCAUUGCUUGUGUAUCUUAGUUAGGGUCGCCGAUUCAUUUUUUACAUUUAACCAAUUACAUGUACUGAGGGUUACUUAGUUUUCAUAGCAACAUUAAUCUUUCAUUUCAUGGAUUUUGAUAUGUUUAAAUACGUAGCUUUAUUAAAUGUUUUUGCAUUUAUGCUGCAUAUAAAUCUAAUCUGCUUAUUGUAAAUCUAAUGUGCACCCUGACUUACUGGGGUGAAUAUCUAGUCAGUAAACAAAGGGAACAGGUUUCAAAUAAUUAUUCACAGUGUUCAAGUAAUCCAAGUACUGUACUUAUUUUAAUUCAAAGUAUAGUACGUUUGUUUUUAAAAUAGUACAUCAUAAAUACAAAUUCUGAUUUAUUUGAAUUUAAACAGAAUUGAGUUUACAACAUGUAUUUUCUCUUGAGGUAUAUGACAGUAAUGUUCCAACUCCCAAGUUUUUUUGUUUUUGCCAAGAGCAUUGAUUAGUUAGGUUUUCAGUCAGUUCUUCAGCAAGAACAGCGUCAGGAGGAAAAGGCUAACUCCUUUGUACCUCGGGAUAGAGGUAAGAACUGGAUACCUGUGUCUUCAGUGGAGAAACUCAGGUUCUGUUGCCUUGGCAUUCUGUUUAUUGAGGUUUUGACUUGAACCCAAAGUGCUUUUUAUACCUGUGUAGUUAAUUUUUGCUCAGCUGUACACAUUACCAUUUUUAAAAACAGCUUUAUUAAGAUAUCCAUAUACAAUAAAAUUUAUAAAUCAGUGGGUUUUUAGUAUAUUCAUAGAAUUGUGCAACCAUCACCACAAUCUAAUUUGAAACCCUGUACUACCUCUUAGCAGUCACUCCCCCAUUCCUCCUGAUCCCCUAAUGUUUCCUUCCCCCCAGUCCUAAAACCAAAAUACCCGUUGCCUUUGACUCUAUUCCAACUCAUAGUGAUGCUAUAGAACAGAGUAGAACUGCCCCGUGGGGUUUCCAAGGAGCGGUUGGUGGAUUUGAACUGCCAACCUUUUGGUUAGCAGCCGAGCUCUUAACUACUUGGCCACCAUUAACCUACUUUCUGUCUCUAUAGAUUUGCUUAUUCUGGUUAUUUCAUAUAAAUGGAAUCAUACAAUAUAUGGUCUUUCUGAUUGGCGUCUUUUACUUAGCAUAAUGUUUUAAAGGUUCAUCCUUAUGGUGGCAGAUAUCAGAAUUUCAUUCUUUUUUUAUUGCUGACUAAUAUUCCAUUAUGGAUGCACCACAGUUUGUUUACCCAUUCAUCAGCUCAUGAACAACUGUGUUGUUUCCACUUUGGGGCUGGUAUGAAUAAUGCUGCUAUGGACAUUCAGGUACAAGUUUUUCUGUCAUCACCCAUUUUAACUUUGUUUUGAUGUAAGGGUAUGUUCAUAUAUAUGCCAUAAGACUCACAUGAGAACACCCAGGUGUAGUUUUAACUUAGUAUGAGUACAUCACACAUCAUCCAGUGAUCGUAAUGUAUCUCUGCUAAGCUGGUAGGAAGUCACUCAACUGCUUAUUAGUCUCUCCUUUGUCUUUUUGAGUCAUUAGAGACUGACUGGGCAAGCAAAAAAUGACCUUUUAGAAAACAUCACUCUUCAUGUUGGAUGCCACUUCAAGGGACUCGAGUUUGAUAUUUCAUAACUUGAGCUAGAAUGGAGAAGAAUGGCUUAUUCUAAAUCCAUUUACAGUUAAUUGGGUUUCUUGGAGCAUGAAAUGCUGAACUACAACUAUCAGUCAUAUCCUGUUUUGUUGUUGUGGUUGUUUUAAAUCUCAGGCAUAUAUUCUUGUUUUUGCUUAGAGUAAAACUUUGCAACAAAGAAUCUAUACACUUAAGACGCUGAACCAUUUCUGGCAUAUAGAAAUUAAUUUCUCUAUUGACAUUAACCUCAAAGAUGCACCAUUGAUUGUACAGAUGAAGUGAAUAUACACAGUUAAUCACAUUCUUUGAUUUUUCAAGCUGAACUUGGACAAUCUUUAAGAAAGUGGUUCAAAGAAUGUGAUUAAUGGUAGGAAUCUUUAAGUGGGUUAUUUAAAUGUCUUCUGGCCAUCAACUCAACUCUGGGUUUUGAGGGUUGUUUCUUAGGGAUAGGACUCCUUCAUUAAAUCAGAGCAAGAUUACUAUAUUCCAUUACUUCUACGAAUUUAUAUCUUUACCUACAGCUGCAGUAGGUUUCUGAACAUGGUAGCCAGACUGCUCAUUAAAGGCUAGAACACAAUUUGUGGCAGAGUUUACUUCGUUCAUUGCCUUUUUACUCACAGGUGAACUCAGUAAAUGUCUUUAUUUAGCAAAUUAUGAAAACUAGUCUCUCUCUCCCCCUGAAAUGUAACAUUUAGUCAGGUAUGUUUGGUUACAGGAAUGUGAAUUUAUUGGAAUCAGCAAGAAAAUGCAGGGAUGAGGAGGCUGAUUUAGAAAUACAGCCAGAACACAUCUUAGAAGUGAGGAUGGCAAGACUUUGUCUCACUUACUUUGGACAUACUAGCAGCAGGGACCAGUCCCUAGAGAUGGACAUCAUACUUGGUAGAGGGUCAGUGAAAAAGAGAUAGACCUUCAGUGAGAUAGGUUGACACAGUGGCUGCAACAAUGGGCUUAAACAUACCUACUAUUCUAAGGAUGGACAGGAUCAGGCAAUGUUUUGUUCUGUUAUACCUGGGGUUGCUAUGAGUUGGAACCCACUCAAUGGUACCUUACAAGUCAGGGUGAUUUUAUAAGCACAAGAUUUUUAAUUUUUAUUGUGCUUUAAGUGAAAGUUUACAAAUCAAGUCAGUCUCUCACACAAAAAAUUGUAUACACUUUGCUACAUACUCCCAAUUGCUCUCUGCCUAAUGAGACAGCCCACGCCUUCCCUCCACUCUCUCUUUCCGUGUCCAUUUCGCCAGCUUCUAGCCCCCUCUACCCUCUCAUCUCCCCUCCAGGGCAGAGAUGCCAACAUAGUCUCAAGUGCCCACCUGAUCCAAGAAGCUCACUCCUCACCAGCAUCCCUCUCCAACCCAUUGUCCAGUCCAAUCCAUGUCUGAACAGUUGGCUUUGGGAAUGGUUCCUUCCUUGGCCAACAGAAGGCCUGGAGGCCAUGACCACUGGGGUCCUUCUAUUCUCAGUCAGACCAUUAAGUCUGUUCUUUUUAUGAGAACUUGGGGUGUGCAUCCCACUGCUCUCCUGCUCCCUCAGGGGUUCUCUAUUGUGUUCCCUGUCAGGGCAGUCAUCAGUUAUAGCCAGGGACCAUCUAAUUCUUCUGGUCUCAGGCUGAUGUAGUCUCUGGUUUAUGUGGCCCUUUCUGUCUCUUGGGCUCGCAAUUACCUUGUGUCCUUGGUGUUCUUCAUUCUUCGUUCCAGGUGGGUUGAGACCAAUUGAUGCAUCUUAGAUGGCCGCUUGCUAGAGUUUAAGACCCCACAUGCCACUCUCCAAGGUGGGAUGCAGAAUGUUUUCUUAAUAGUUUUUUAUUAUGCCAAUUGACUUAGAUGUCCCUUAAAACCAUGGUCCCCAAACCCCCGCCCCGGCUACGCUGGCCUUCGAAGCAUUCAGUUUAUUCAGGAAACUGCUUUUGGUUUUGUCCAGUUGUGCUGACCUCACCUGUAUUGUGUGUUGUCUUUCCUGUCAUCUAAAGUAAUUCGUAUCUACCACCUAAUUAGUGAGUACCCGUCCCCUACCCUCCCUCCCUCCCUCCUCCCUCUUGUAACCAUCAAAGAAUAUUUUCUUCUCUGCUUAAACUUUCUCAAAUUCUUAUUAUAGUGGUCUUAUAUAAUAUUUGUCCUUUUGCAACUGACUAAUUUCACUCAGCAUAAUGCCUUCCAGAUUCCUCCAUGUUAUGAAAUGUUUCACAGAUUCAUCACUGUUCUUUAUCGGUGCAUAGUAUUCCAUUGUGUGAAUAUACCAUAAUUUAUUUAACCAUUCAUCCGUUGAUGGGCACCUUAGUUGCUUCCAUCUUUUUGCUAUUUUAAACAGUGCUGCGUUGAACAUGGGUAUGCAUAUAUCUGUUCGUGUAAAGGCUCUUAUUUCUCUAGGAUAUAUUCCAAGGAAUGGUAUUGCUGGGUUGUAUGGUAGUUCUAUUUCUAACUUUUUAAGGAAGUUCCAAAGUGGUUGUACCAUUUUACAUUCCCACCAGCAGUGUAUAAGUGUUCCUGUCUCUCCACAACUUCUCCAACAUUUAUUAUUUUGUGUUUUUUGGAUUAAUGCCAGCCUUGUUGGAGUGAGAUGACACCUCAUUGUAGUUUUGAUUUGCAUUUCUCUAAUGGCUAAUAAUCGUGAGCAUUUCCCCACAUAUCUGUUAGCUACCUGAACGUCUUUAGUGAAGUGUCUUUUCAUAUCUUUUGCCCAUUUUUUAAUUGGGUUAUUUGUCUUUUUGUAGUUGAGUUUUUGCAGUAUCAUGUAGAUUUUAGAGAUCAGGCGCUGAUCGAAAAUGUCAUAACUAAAAACUUUUUCCCAGUCUGUAGGUAGUCUUUUUACUCUUUUGGUGAAGUCUUUGGAUGAGCAUAGGUGUUUGAUUUUUAGUAGCUCCCAGUUAUCUAGUUUUUGUUCUGCAUUCUUAAUGUUUUGUAUACUGUUUAUGCCAUAUAUUAGGGCUCCUAACGUUGUUCCUAUUUUUUCUUCCAUGAUCUUUAUCAUUUUAGAUUUUAUAUUUAGGUCUUUGAUCUAUUUUGAGCAAGUUUUUGUGCAUGUAGUGAGGUAUGGGUUUUGUUUCAUUUUUUUGCAGAUGGAUAUCCAGUUGAGCACAAGAAUUUUUAACUCAUUACAAUAGCAUCUUUCAGCCUGAAGUUUUCAGAUCACUUAUUUCUUGUAAAUAAUAAAUACAAGCAUUUAAAGAAAGUGUUUUAAUAAAAGCGUGGUAGACAUUUCUAUUUUCUGUAAAUUUUUUGAAAGCUUCAACAUUGAGAGGCAGCUAAACUUAGAAGCAAGUCACUUGACUUAAUUGUGAUUUGGUUGUUGACUGUCACAGCUUUUUCCUGACAAAACAUGAUGAAGAAUGGCGGUAGCUGGUUUGCCAGUAUCUGUUCCUGUCAAGUCGAUUCUGACUCAUGGCAACCCCAUGUAUGUCAGCAUAGAACUGGGCUCCAUAGGAUUUUCAAUGGGUGUGACUUUUCAAAAGUAGAUCGCCUGGCCUUUCUUCCAAGGUGCCUUUGAGUUAGCAACCAAGUGCUUAACGAUUAUAGUUGUCUUAGUUUCUGCUAAAUUUUGAAUAGACCAAAUUACAUGUCAUUUAAUUUCUUAAAAGCAGGGCCAUGUCUUUACCACUUUCGUAUUCACAAGAAACCCUGGGAAUUUAGUAGGUACUUGGGCUUAUUUUAAUUUUCCAUUUCAAAAUGUUCAUGUACAUUUUAUCAGUGGCCUAGUGGAAAGCUUUUAAAAGGAAGCUGUCCUUAGUUUGACUGGGUAUUCCCAGAUAGUACAUUACUAAAGGCUCAGUGAAAACAUCACCCCCUUUCUAAAGCUUUUUCUGUCCAUCCAUCCCAUGCCUUCUGCAGAAUUAAUUAUCCCCAUUGCGUACUACUCCUCCUACAGCUUUUAUGAGACUGUUUGAUAAUUCUUUGUUUCCCACACUGUUUUCUUCCAGAAUUGUCAAGGGUAAGGAUUGUGUUAUAGCCUUAACACUGAGCAGGAUGUAGGACAGUAGAGAUAGAACUACAGUUUGGGUAAAAAUUCUAAUGUUUUAAUUUCUCCCUUCGUUGCUCAUAUUUCUUAAAGGACAGUGUCUUCUCUCUCUGUCUUUUUUUUUUUU
Messenger RNA from Loxodonta africana (African savanna elephant), 17929 nucleotides. RefSeq names its product lin-52 DREAM MuvB core complex component (gene LIN52). NCBI's taxonomy places the organism in Eukaryota, Metazoa, Chordata, Mammalia, Proboscidea, Elephantidae. Gene Ontology annotation, cellular component: DRM complex. The record is from RefSeq and is a predicted model, not a curated record. Gene Ontology annotation, biological process: regulation of DNA-templated transcription. The transcript has 6 exons. Bases 489 to 1061 code for a protein of 190 amino acids.